UGGGUGAACUACUAAAGACAGAGGAGGGUACAUGAUGACUACUUCACAGCAUCAACAACAAGCUAAAGUAGUCCCCACACAGAUAACACCGAAUAACACCACAAAAAGAGCAAAGACAGCUAAUACGAGCAACCAGCUGAUGGAACUGGAAAUGGAAUUUUUCACCAACAAAUAUUUAUGUAGGUUCAGACGCAUUAAUUUAGCUAGAGCUCUGAAUCUGACCGAACGACAAAUUCAGAUUUGGUUCCAAAACAGGCGUAUGAAGUUCAAGAAGGAGCAGAAGAACAAGGGUGGCUCUCCUUCCACUAGUCAUCCCAAUUCUCCAGACUCGCAACAGCACCCAUUGACUAACCUUAGGGCCAAAUGCAAUGAUACUAUGAAGAUGCCUCCAGUAUACUCAGAUUACGCUCAGAUGAAUCAACAUAUUCCUUAUUUGCCAAGACCGAAUCAAUACAUUGGCAGGGGAUACAAUAAUUGGGCCCCAGAUUGUUACCAGGAAGCCCCUGUAUAUACCCAAAUGGGAAAUCCCCCAUACUACCCUGGAAGAAACUAUCAUGGAAGCUAUAUUCCGAACAAUUCCGCCCAAAAUAUUACUCAUCUUCAGAAUGGAUCUAUGGUUCAUGUUAAAGAAGAAGAUAUUUCGUCCCAAUUGACAUCCCAGGAACAACAAAUUCUGAAUGCUGGUAAUAACAGCAAUUGGUCGGAUCAAAAUUUGAACACCUCAUACCCUAUACUUAGCGGUGAAACUACCAUUACCGAAUUGUAAUAGCUUUAGCGGGAUAGCCAGUGCGUGUGAUAAUCACAUACUAACAUUUAAAGUAAUGUUGAUAUCUGAUUAUGCCAAUUUCAGUUGUUUCUCCUAAAUAAACGUGUCUACAUCUACAUCUGUGUCUAUAUCAUGCUUGUGUUCUUGAUUAUAGUUUGAAUUAUUUAACAGUCAUUAAUUCAGAAUCAACGAAUUAUUGUUACAUGGAGGUUUUAUUAAUAUUAUUGUAUAGAUCAUUGUAUUUUUUGGAGAUUUAUAUAUUUAAUGAUUACUUAUAUAAAAAAAAAUUUAUACUUGAAGAAAACACCCAAUUUUA
This is a messenger RNA of Harmonia axyridis, 1082 nucleotides long. Its product is annotated as homeobox protein Hox-B3-like. Gene Ontology annotation, cellular component: nucleus. Gene Ontology annotation, biological process: regulation of transcription by RNA polymerase II. The transcript has 2 exons. Lineage: Eukaryota; Metazoa; Arthropoda; Insecta; Coleoptera; Coccinellidae. Gene Ontology annotation, molecular function: DNA-binding transcription factor activity, RNA polymerase II-specific; RNA polymerase II cis-regulatory region sequence-specific DNA binding. The coding region runs from base 32 to 766 and encodes 244 amino acids. The record is from RefSeq and is a predicted model, not a curated record.